AUGGGUUGUGUAUUGGGUCAGCAUGAUGAAGACGGGAAAAGAGAGCAUGCUAUAUAUUACUUGAGUAAGAGAUUCACAGAUUGCGAACAACGAUAUUCGUCGUUAGAGCGAACUUGUUGUGCACUGGCGUGGGCUACUCAUCGUUUAAGGCAAUACAUGUUGAGUCACUCUACUUGGUUGAUAUCUAAAAUGGAUCCUAUCAAGUAUAUUUUCAAAAAGCCCGCUCUCACUGGAAGAAUAGCUCGAUGGCAGAUGCUACUAUCGGAGUACGACAUUGUAUAUGUUACUCAGAAAUCUAUCAAGGGUAGCGCUUUAGCGGAAUAUUUAGCCCAUCAACCCAUUAGUGAUUAUCAGCCAAUGCAACCUGAGUUUCCUGACGAAGAUAUCAUGGCUUUAUUUGCUGAGAACAAAGAGGACAAAAAUGAAAAAGCCUGGACGGUAUUAUUCGAUGGGGCCUCGAAUGUAAUGGGGCAUGGAAUAGGGGCAAUGCUUAUCUCUCCUAAGAAUCAAUACAUACCAAUGACGACAAGGUUGUGUUUUAAUUGUACGAAUAAUAUCGUAGAAUAUGAAGCCUGUGCUAUGGGUAUUCGAGCAGCAAUAGAGUCUAAAGCAAAAAUUCUGGAUGUAUAUGGAGAUUCAGCUUUGGUCAUCCAUCAAUUGAAGGAAGAAUGGGAGACUAGGGAUACAAAAUUAAUUCCAUACCAAGCUUACAUCAGGGGAUUAAUUGAGUAUUUCGAUUCCAUCACGUUUAAUCAUAUACCGCGAGAAGAUAAUCAAUUAGCAGACGCGUUGGCUACUUUUUCGUCAAUGUUUGAAGUUGAUCAAGAUACAAAAUUGCCAAUGAUCGAAAUGAAGAGUCAUGCGGAGCCAGCGUAUUGUCAUUUCAUCGAGGAGGAGGUAGAUGGCAAACCUUGGUACUUUGAUAUCAAGCAUUAUCUUAGGACCCGAGAAUAUCCAGAGAAGGCAUCUGAAAAUGAUAAAAGGGCGUUAAGGAGAUUGGUUGGCAGCUUCAUUUUGAGUGGGGAUAUUUUAUAUAAGAGGAAUCAUGACAUGGUUAUCCUUAGAUGCGUAGAUGCAAAAGAAGCCGAGCUGAUACUAAAAGAAGUGCACGAGGGUACAUUUGACACGCACAUGAAUGGGCACUCAAUGGCCAGGAAGAUACUGAGAGCGGGGUAUUUUUGGUUGACUAUGGAAAAUGAUUGUUGUACACAUGUGAGAAAGUGUGAGAAAUGCCAGGUGUACGCAAAUAAUAUCAAUGUGCCACCCACGACCUUGAACGUGUUGUCUACACCAUGGCCCUUUUCGAUGUGGGGAAUAGAUGUCAUCGGAGCUAUAGAGCCAAAGGCGUCAAAUGGACACCGUUUCAUAUUAGUCGCAAUCAACUACUUCACCAAGUGGGUUGAGGCUGCUUCUUAUGCUAAUGUGACUAGAAAGGUGGUGACCAAGUUCAUAAAAAGGGAGUUGAUUUGCAGAUACGGGCUCCCUAACAGGAUUAUCACUGAUAAUGCCACUAACUUGAACAACCAGAUGAUGACAGAGUUAUGUGAGGAGUUCAAAAUUCAUCAUCUUAAUUCUUCUCCUUAUCGUCCAAAGAUGAAUGGGGCAGUAGAGGCUGCUAACAAAAAUAUCAAGAAGAUUGUGCAGAAGAUGGUGGUCACAUAUAAGGAUUGGCAUGAAAUGCUUCCUUUUGCUUUACAUGGUUAUCGCACUUCGGUACGAACAUCGACUGGGGCAACGCCUUUCUCGCUUGUAUAUGGAAUGGAAGCAGUACUUCCGUUUGAAGUGGAAAUUCCGUCCUUACGAGUUUUAAUGGAAACCCAAUUAGAAGAGGCUGAGUGGGUUCAAGCUCGUUUCGACCAGCUCAAUCUCAUCGAUGAAAAAAGAUUAACAGCAAUAUGCCAUGGACAAUUGUACCAAAGAAGAAUGAAGAAGGCAUUUGACUAA
Vigna angularis (adzuki bean) is the source of this 1944-nucleotide messenger RNA. RefSeq lists its product as uncharacterized. Gene Ontology annotation, biological process: DNA integration. Gene Ontology annotation, molecular function: nucleic acid binding; RNA-DNA hybrid ribonuclease activity. NCBI's taxonomy places the organism in Eukaryota, Viridiplantae, Streptophyta, Magnoliopsida, Fabales, Fabaceae. Bases 1 to 1944 code for a protein of 647 amino acids. The record is from RefSeq and is a predicted model, not a curated record. The transcript has a single exon.